Cyprinus carpio (common carp) is the source of this 2501-nucleotide messenger RNA. RefSeq names its product muscarinic acetylcholine receptor M3-like. Gene Ontology annotation, biological process: G protein-coupled receptor signaling pathway, coupled to cyclic nucleotide second messenger; chemical synaptic transmission; adenylate cyclase-inhibiting G protein-coupled acetylcholine receptor signaling pathway. Gene Ontology annotation, molecular function: G protein-coupled serotonin receptor activity; G protein-coupled acetylcholine receptor activity. Lineage: Eukaryota; Metazoa; Chordata; Actinopteri; Cypriniformes; Cyprinidae. Gene Ontology annotation, cellular component: dendrite; plasma membrane; synapse. The record is from RefSeq and is a predicted model, not a curated record.
UUAUAUGUCAUUCUGUUCUCCUGAUGUCUCCAGUCCUGUGAGCACAGUGUGCUGUUAAUAAAACCUUUUGAUUUAUUUACACCUCACUCCUGUGUUCCUAGUGUGUGAGUUGUGACAGAUUUAAUGGGUGUUCUGGGUUGUUGAACUGGACUUUCACAGAAUCAGUGUCUGACGGAGCACACGAGAUCCAGCCGAGUCACCCAUGAGCUUUCAUCAGGAGAAACGCUUCGUCCACAGAAUAUGUCACCAUGAACCUGACACUGAGCGCCGAGCCCGGGUUAUUCCUGACCAACAGCUCCCCGGGGAUGCGGGCCAAUCCCGUCACAGCGUUCGUAUCAUGUGACGUACGGACCGCCAACGAUUCGCUCCUCAUGCAGGGCUCCAAUCUGACCGGCAACGCCACUCUCAAGUCACCAGAUCCACUCGGUGGACACACCAUCUGGCAGAUCGUGAUGAUCGUGUUCCUGUGCGGCUCGCUUUCCUUAGUCACCAUCACCGGGAACAUCCUGGUCCUGGUGUCCUUUAAAGUCAACAAGCAGCUGAAGACGGUGAAUAACUACUAUUUGCUCAGCCUGGCGUUCGCAGACCUCAUCAUCGGCGUGCUUUCGAUGAACCUCUACACUACGUAUAUAAUCAUGGACCGCUGGACGCUCAGGAACUGGGCCUGUGAUCUGUGGCUGGCCGUUGAUUAUGUAGCCAGCAAUGCUUCAGUGAUGAACCUGCUGGUCAUCAGCUUCGACCGGUACUUCUCCGUCACGCGUCCGCUGACGUACAGAGCCAAACGCACCACUAAGAGAGCCAUGACCAUGAUUGGACUCGCCUGGUCCAUUUCCUUCAUCCUCUGGGCACCAGCUAUCCUCUUCUGGCAGUAUUUCGUCGGGGAGCGGACGGUUCCUCCGGGCGAAUGCUACAUCCAGUUCCUCUCGGAGCCGAUCACUACUUUCUGCACAGCAAUCGCUGCUUUCUAUCUGCCUGUCACCAUCAUGACCGUCCUCUACUGGCGGAUCUACAAGGAGACGGAGAACCGCUCCAAAGAGCUGGCUGGACUCAAGGGUUCGGGGAACCAAGGGAGUCCGGAGGAAUCCGUGGGGAACCCGGGAAGCUCUCAAAGUCACAGCAGUUACGAGCUCCACCCGUCCAGCCAGAGAAGCUCUGGGAGAACCAGAACUGGACGGUUUUGGUUCUGGCCGUUGCGUCGUAAGGCUUGGAAGGGUCGCGGCCGCGGCGACACGGACAGCUGGAAUAAUAACGAAACCACCGUGUCCAUCGACCCGUCGGAUGAUGAGGAGGAAGAGGAUGGAGAAGACGCCCGAGCCGUGUACUCCAUCUCCGAGAAUCUCCACCCGGCUGAAGACGCGAGACCUUCCAGAAAGGGAUUGUCCGGUCACUCCAAAGCAUCCGUGAGCUCCAAAGAUCAACCCAACGCCAGCAUCUCCCUCAAAGACACGGCGCUCGCCAAACGCUUCACCUGCAAGACCAAGACGCAGGUCAACAAGCGCAAGAAGGUCUCUCUGGUGAAAGAGAAGAAAGCGGCGCAGACGCUGAGCGCCAUCCUCCUGGCCUUCAUCAUCACGUGGACGCCGUACAACAUCAUGGUCCUGGUGAACACGUUCUGCGACGAGUGCAUCCCCCAGACGCUGUGGGCUCUGGGAUACUGGCUGUGUUACGUCAACAGCACCGUCAACCCCAUGUGUUACGCGCUCUGCAACAAGACCUUUCGCACCACCUUCAGAUCCAUCCUGCUGUGCCAGUGGCGUCAGACGAACAAACCCAACAAACCUGCGCUCCAGCAGAGAUGGCCGGCGGCCACCUUCCGGAAACAGAGUCCUGCAGAACACUAGAGGAACUCUGUGCAUCGUUUCUGAAGGGCUGUUGAGUUUGUACAGUAUUCACGUUCAUAGGAGCCUCAGUUAAAGCCAAACACGGAUUGUGUGACUAGACGUCCACUAGAAACAUACAUGAAAACCUACGGAAAUGAGACGAUUCUUGUGUUGACGUAUUUCCUACUGAAAUGAAGGGUCGGGUGGGACAUGCAGUAUUUAAGGGCUCGUUUGUCCAACCCUAUAGUAUUUUCUCACAAUUUUGACUCAUAAUGUACAUUAAAAUAGGUUUCAUUUUGACUUGAAUUUAGUGUUACAGGAAUGUUUUCACACCCUCAAAGCUUUCUUUGUUCUGCUGAACACAAAAGAAGAUAUUUUGAACCAAACAGUUGCUGGUAGCCUUUGACUUCCAUAGUAUGAAAAAAAAUAAACAAUAAUAAUACUAUGGACGUCAGUGGCUACCAGCAAGUGUUUGUUUAUUUGAUCCCUAUUCACUUUCCCAGAUCUGGUUUGUGUGUCUCAUCAGGGUUUACGGUGGAUGUUGUGGUACUCUGUGAUUUUCUACUUUAAGCUCUGAACUGUUUUACUGCUGAAAUGAAGAAACUUCUACUUGGUUUGAUUUCACGCUCAUGAAUGUUUUAAAUAUGUAUUUCCACUUUAAGUCAAGUGCACACUACAAAA